This is a messenger RNA of Sceloporus undulatus (fence lizard), 5051 nucleotides long. RefSeq names its product cysteine rich transmembrane BMP regulator 1 (gene CRIM1). The transcript has 17 exons. The record is from RefSeq and is a predicted model, not a curated record. Gene Ontology annotation, cellular component: extracellular region. NCBI's taxonomy places the organism in Eukaryota, Metazoa, Chordata, Lepidosauria, Squamata, Phrynosomatidae. Bases 329 to 3418 code for a protein of 1029 amino acids. Gene Ontology annotation, molecular function: protein binding; serine-type endopeptidase inhibitor activity.
AAAGAGUGCAGAGUCGGGUUUGGAAGUUGUUGUUGGAGGAAGGAAGGAGAAGAGGCGGCGACGGCUGGGAGUCUCGUGCUUUCUCUCUCUCUCUCCCUGGCGCCGUUAUUGGAGCUGCGUAGCAGUUGGGCCCUCUGAGGUGGAAAGGCAGGCGACGGUUUCUCUCUCUCUCUCUCUCUCGAGUGACGGUUGGCGUUUGAAUCUGCGAGGGCGGCAGUUGGCGUUGGGUUCGGGGAAGUUCUGCCUUGGACGCUCCGCCGCCGCCGAGGGGAAACUUUUCUCUCCGCCGCCACCGCCGCCGUUGUCUGAGGCGGGCUCGGCUCCCGCGAUGGGCUCCUCCCGGGGCGCCUGUCCCUGCUCUUGGCCGCGGGCGCUUCUUCUCCUCCUCUUCCUGGGCUCCUCGGGGGCCUUCGUGUGCCUUCCCUGCGACGAGUCCCGCUGCGAGGAGCCCCGCAACUGCCCCGGCGGCGUGGUCCUCGACAUGUGCGGCUGCUGCUUCCUCUGCGCCCGGCAGCGGAACGAGAGCUGCGGAGGCUUCUUCGGGCUCCACGGCGCCUGCGACCGAGGGCUGCGCUGCGUCAUCCGCCCGCCGCUCCUCCACGGGGACUCGCUCACCGAGUACGAGGCCGGCGUCUGCGAAGAUGAAAACUGGGAUGAUCAGCUUCUUGGAUUUGAGCCUUGCAAUGAAAACCUCAUAACAGGCUGCAAUAUAAUCAAUGGAAAAUGCGAAUGUGAUACUAUUAGGACCUGUAGUAAUCCCUUUGAGUUUCCAAGCCGGGAUACUUGCCUGUCAGCUUUAAAAAGGAUUGAAGAAGAAAAGCCUGACUGCUCCAAGGCCCGUUGUGAAGUACAGUUUUCUCCUCGCUGUCCAGAAGAUUCUGUUUUGAUUGAAGGGUAUGCUCCACCUGGUGAAUGCUGCCCUCUACCUAGCCGCUGCGUGUGUAACCCUGCCGGGUGUUUGAGGAAAGUUUGCCAACCAGGAUAUUUGAAUAUAUUGGUUUCUAAAGCAUCAGGCAAACCAGGGGAAUGCUGUGACUUCUAUGAAUGUAAACCAGUGUUCAGCAUAGACUGUAGUACAGUGGAAUGCCCUCCUGUCCAACAAGUUGUUUGCCCUUUGGAUAGCUAUGAGACACAAGUCAGGCUGACAGCUGAUGGAUGUUGUACUCUUCCUACAAGGUGCGAAUGUCUCUCUGGUUUAUGUGGUGUUCCAAAAUGUGAGGCAGGCUACAUCCCUCAAAUAGUGUCACGUGGAGACGGAACACCUGGCAAGUGCUGUGAUGUCUUUGAAUGUGUCAAUGAAGCAAAGCCAGCAUGUAUAUUUAAUAGCAUGGAAUAUUAUGAUGGAGAUACAUUUCGAAUGGAUGCUUGCCGAUUUUGUCGAUGCCAAGGGGGUGUGUCCAUAUGUUUCUCAGCACAAUGUGGUGAGCUUCAUUGUGACAGAUACUAUGUACCAGAAGGAGAAUGCUGUCCAGUAUGUGAAGAUUCCAUUUCUCCUGUUAGUAAUCCUGCUGGCUGCUAUGCAAAUAGUCAGAUUCAAGCACAUGGUGACCGCUGGAGAGAAGAUGAUUGCACUUUCUGUCAGUGUAUCAAUGGGGAAUCCCAUUGUGUUGCCACAGCCUGUGGACAAAGUUGCUUGAAUCCUGUUAAAGUGCCUGGAGAAUGCUGCCCAAUGUGUGAAGAACCAACAUACAUCACAAUAGGUCCACCCACAUGUUAUCCUCUAGUGAACUGCACAUUAACUGAGAUGGAUUGUAUUUACGAUUUCAGAGUAGACCAAAAUGGUUGUCGCAUCUGCCAGUGCAAAACUAGAGAGGAAUUAUGUAAUGACUUCAUGUCAGAUUGUUCUUUGGACUGUGCCUUCGGUUUUCAGACUGAUAUCCACAAUUGUAAGAUCUGCCAGUGCCGCCCAAGGCCUAAGAAGUGCAAACCAAUAGCAUGUGACAAGUACUGUUCAUUUGGAUACCUGAAGAACAAGCACGGAUGUGAAAUCUGUCGUUGUAAUAAAUGCCCAGAACUUUUAUGUGGUAAGACCUGUCCAAUGGGAUUCCAGAAAGAUAACCAAGGAUGUCUUAUCUGCAAAUGUUCCGAGUUACCAGCUUCUAUAAUGCCACCAGCUAAGGCAGGUUCUUGCUUGUCUGUGGAUGGGCACCGUCAUGAAAAUGAGGAAAGUUGGCAUGAUGGUUGUCGUGAGUGUUACUGUCAUAAUGGACGGGAGAUGUGUGCUUUGAUCACCUGCUCUGUACCAAACUGUGGUAAUCCCACCAUACAUCCAGGACAGUGUUGUCCAUCAUGUCCAGAUGAAUCCAUUGUGGAGAAACCAGAACUCAGUGGUCCAACCAUCUGCUACGUUCCAGGAGGAGAGUAUUUUGUGGAAGGAGAUAUGUGGAAUAUUGAUUCUUGCACACAGUGUACAUGUCAUAAUGCACGAGUUUUGUGUGAGACAGAAGUCUGCCCACCUCUCCUUUGUAGAAAUCCCACCCGUACUCAGGAUUCGUGCUGUCCACAGUGUCCAGAGGAACCUGCUCAGCCUUCCAUGUCAAGCAAUGAAAGUGCACCCAAUUACUGCAAAAAUGAUGAUGGUGAUAUUUUCCUUACUGCUGAAUCCUGGAAACCCAAUGUUUGUACCAGUUGUAUUUGCCUGAAUGGAGGGAUCAGCUGCUACUCUGAGUCUUGUCCACCAGUUUCCUGUGACAGGCCUGUUUUAAGAAAAGGACAGUGUUGUCCUUACUGUAUAGAAGAUAUAGCAUCAAAGAAGGCAGUGUGUCACUUCAAUGGAAAAACAUAUGCUGAUGAAGAACGCUGGGAUAUUGACAGCUGCACACAUUGCUAUUGUCUGCAGGGUCAGACCCUUUGCUCCACAGUUAGUUGUCCUCCGCUUCCUUGUGUAGAACCUAUUAACGUGGAGGGAAGUUGCUGUCCCAUGUGCCCAGAAAUGUAUGUACCUGAACCUACCAACAUUCCAAUUGAGAAGACAAAUCAUAGAGAAGAUAAUGAACUGGAAGCACCAGUUUGGCCUACGCCCAGUGAAAAUGAUAUUGUUCAUAUCCAUAGAGAUUUGGGUCACCUUCAGGGGGAUUACAGAGAAACCAGAGGAUCACAACCUAGUACAGAAGCUUCUCUUAGUUCUCUUGCUUGGGUGACGGUGCCCAUCAUGACAGCACUAGUUCUCAUAAUAGCACUUCUACUUGUCAAUCAGAAAAAGCAAUGGAUACCAGUAUCCUGCUACAGAGCUCCAACAAAGCCUUCCUGCCUAAACAACCAGCUGGUAUAUGUGGACUGCAAGAAGGGUACUAUGGUUCAAGUGGACAGUUCUCAAAGAAUGCUCAGAAUUGCUGACCCAGACUCAAGAUACAGUGGAUUCUACAGCAUGCAGAAACAGAACAACUUACAAGCAGAUAAUUUCUAUCAGACAGUGUGAUAGAAUUGCACCCUACCCAAGAAUUAAGAAGAAACAAAGACUGACUCUGCUAUUUAAAAAAAAAACUAGAAUUGUGCACUUGCUUAGUGGAUUGUAUUGGAUUUGUGACUUCAUGUACAGCUCUAAGAACUUACUGGGAUGAGCUCUGACUCCUGCAGAACAGGCAUUCCCACUUCACCUUGCGAUGACUGACCAAGUUUUUUCUUGGAACCAAAGUUCUAAAAUUUCAGAUUUUGUGCUUGUAACAUAGUAAAUAGAGAUUGUUUGGGAAGGGGAAACUGGAGUUGAGCUUGAGUGGUUGUAACAGAAAGCCUCAAAGAAGAAAAGCUGAUGAGCUUAACUUGGAGUCAAAGAAUUUUAAGAAUAUAGCUUUUUCCUGACACUCCAAAAUUGCAUUUGUUGCAGUGAAGUAUAAGUGAAGUUAAAUAAGAGAGUCUGGGGUUUUCUGGCUGUGCUACAAAAAUAUACUCCUAGAAGGUACAAAUGUGGUAUAACUGCAACUGUGUUUUUCUACCUGAUCAGAAACCGAAAUAGGUAAUAACAUAGCAAGGAAAACAUCAAAGCAGAAAUACAUAGGGCAAAUUUAUUGCAGAUGUGUACAAUUAUACCUUGUGCUGCUUUUUGUUUUUCCUUUUGAUGCUGAUUGUCCAGCUGGCAGUUAGCAAAUGGCUAAUGCCUGUAUAAUUCCCGAUAUGAGCACUGGAUCUUUUGAAAACAGUAUUGGAGAGGGAAAAGAAAGAAAAGUGAAAUGUCAUCUGAGUGAGUGUGUGUGUGUUUUCUUUUUAUCAUUGUUUAUAAAUUUCAGGUGGUUUAGGCUCCAUGUUGUUAUUGGAGAAAAAGAUUUUGUUGGAUGAAGAUCUUGCUCAGAUUUUUUUUAAAAAAAAAACAUGUUAAAAGGGUUUGUUUUUCCUGUUAACUGAUUAUGCAGACUAGAAGCAACUUCCAUGCUAGGAAGCUGCUUAAUUUUAAUUGUAUAUUACUCAAGCACCUUUUUGGAAGCUCAGAAAGAAAGGAGAUCAUGCUUCUUUAAAAUUUUAGCUUUAUAGAAGUAUUUAUGUAAAUAUAGUUGUGCUUAAAACAAAGCAUUUGUAUGUCUCUGUGUGUAUAUGUCUGUAUGUGUGUGUGUUUAUGUGUAUAUAUACAUAUACACAUAUACACACACUAUGUGUAUAUAUGUAUAUAUACAGUAUAUAUGUGGUAUUUAUAUAUACAGUAUAUAUCAUUAUAAUUUUGUAUUUUUCCCUGUUGAAUGUAUUUUGAACUGAGAUUUUCCCAGAACAGAAACACAGGCAUUCCAUAUUAUUGCUUCAUCAUUUGUGUUUAGCAAAGACAAGAUGAGAGUAUCUCAUUCUACCUAGUUUUAUUUGAUUUGGAAGUGUGGAUAUGCAAGUGUGUGUGUAUGUGUGUGUGUGCGCGCGCAUGUGACCUUGUGGUUGCAUACAAGUACCGUAUGUGCACAAUUUUAGCAGUAAGCAUUACUCUUGCUACUUGCUACAUUUCAGGGUUUGGUUUUGUUUUCUUUUUCUUUUCCUACAUGGCCUUAAAAAGGCCAUUAAAUGUAUUGGCUAGGUACACUGAUAACAUACACAGGCAGCACUAAUCAGUUUGGCAGAAUAAUAGCAUCCACACUUCG